Messenger RNA from Chrysochloris asiatica (Cape golden mole), 2207 nucleotides. It is a transcript of the gene XRCC5, whose product is annotated as X-ray repair complementing defective repair in Chinese hamster cells 5 (double-strand-break rejoining). The record is from RefSeq and is a predicted model, not a curated record. The transcript is spliced from 19 exons. Gene Ontology annotation, molecular function: telomeric repeat DNA binding; double-stranded DNA binding; damaged DNA binding. Gene Ontology annotation, cellular component: nucleus; Ku70:Ku80 complex. Lineage: Eukaryota; Metazoa; Chordata; Mammalia; Afrosoricida; Chrysochloridae. Gene Ontology annotation, biological process: telomere maintenance; DNA recombination; cellular response to X-ray. The coding region runs from base 48 to 2207 and encodes 719 amino acids.
AGGUUCCCUCCCGGAAGAGGUGUCCGAGACUCCUGAGGACCGGCAACAUGGCACGGUCAGGCAAUAAGGCGGCCAUUGUGCUGUGUAUGGAUGUGGGCUUUGCUAUGGGUAACUCUUUUCCUGGCGAAGAAUCUCCACUUGAACAAGCAAAGAAGGUGAUGACCAUGUUUGUGCAGCGACAGGUGUUUGCAGAGAGCAAGGAUGAGGUUGCUCUUGUUCUGUUUGGUACGGAUGGCACUGAGAACGCGCUUGCGUGUGAAGAUCAGUAUCAGAACAUCACAGUGCACAGACACCUGAUGCUGCCAGAUUUUGAUUUGCUGGAGGACAUUGAAAGCCAAAUCCAACCAGGUUCUCAACAUGCUGAUGUCCUGGAUGCACUCGUCGUGUGCAUGGAUGUGAUUCAACAAGAGACUGUAGGAAAGAAGUUUGAGAAGAGGCAUAUUGAAGUGUUCACCGACCUCAGCAGCCCAUUCAGCAAAGAUCAGUUGGAUAUUAUCAUUCAUAACUUGAAGAAAUCUGGCAUCACGCUGCAGUUCUUUUUGCCUUUCCCAAUUGGGAAGGAAGAUGGAACUGAUGGCAGCUUGAGCUUGGACCACCAUGGACCCUCCUUCCCUCAAAAAGGAAUUUCUGAGCAGCAGACAGAAGGUGUUCAGAUGGUGAAAAGGGUGAUGCUAUCCUUAGAAGGUGAAGAUGGGCUGGAUGAGAUUUAUUCCUUCAGUGAGAGCCUAAGACAACUGUGUGUCUUUAAGAAAAUUGAGAGGCGUUCCAUACCCUGGCCUUGUCAACUGACCAUUGGCUCCAAUUUAUCCAUAAAGAUUGUGGCCUAUAAAGCGAUUCUACAGGAGAGCAUUAAAAAGACUUGGACAGUUGUGGAUGCAAGAACCCUAAAGAAAGAAGAUAUUAAAAAAGAAACAGUUUAUUGCUUAAAUGAUGAUGAUGAAACUGAAGUUUCAAAAGAGGACACUAUCCAAGGGUUUCGCUAUGGAAGUGAUAUAGUUCCUUUCUCUAAAGUGGAUGAGGAACAAAUGAAAUAUAAAUCGGAGGGGAAGUGCUUCUCUGUUUUGGGAUUUUGCAGAUCUUCUCAGGUCCAGAGAAAAUUCUUUAUGGGAAAUCAAGUUCUAAAGGUUUUUGCAGCAAAAGAUGAUGAGGCAGCUGCUGUGGCACUUUCUUCCCUGAUUCAUGCUUUGGAUGAAUUAGACAUGGUGGCCAUAGUUCGAUAUGCUUACGACAAAAGAAGUAACCCUCAAGUGGGCGUGGCUUUUCCGAAUAUCAAGGAUGCCUAUGAGUGUUUAAUAUAUAUACAGCUGCCUUUCAUGGAAGACUUACGGCAAUACAUGUUUUCAUCCUUGAAAAGUAAUAAGAAAUACACUCCCACAGAGGCUCAGCUGAAUGCUGUUGAUGCUUUGAUUGAUUCCAUGAGUUUGGUGAAGAAAGAUGAGGAGGAAGGCAUCAUUGAAGACUUGUUUCCAACCACCAAAAUCCCUAAUCCGCGAUUUCAGAGGCUAUUCCAGUGUCUGCUGCACAGAGCUUUACAUCCCCAGAAGCCUCUCCCCCCAAUUCAGCAGCAUGUUUUGAAUAUGUUGAACCCCCCCACUGAGGUGACAGCUAAGUGCCAGGUUCCUCUCUCUAAAGUAAAGACUCUUUUCCCUCUGGCUGAAGCCAUCAAGAAAAAGGAUCAAAUAACCGCCCAGGACAUUUUCCAAGACAACCGUGAAGAAGGACCAGCCUCUAAAAAAUGCAAGACCCAGGAAGGGGACGUCCACUUUAGUAUCUCCAGCCUGGCUGAAGGCAGUGUGACCAGUGUUGGAAGUGUGAAUCCUGCUGAAAACUUCCGGGUUCUAGUGAGGAAGAAGAACGCCAACUUUGAGGAAGUGAGUCUCCAGCUAAUAAGUCACAUUGAACAGUUUUUGGAUACUAAUGAGACACUGUAUUUUAUGAAGAGCAUAGACUGCAUUAAAGCCUUCCGGGAAGAAGCCAUUCAGUCUUCAGAAGAGAAGCGCUUUAACACUUUCCUGAAAGCCCUUCAAGAGAAAGUACUCGUGAAACAGUUAAAUCACUUCUGGGAUAUUGUCGUUCAUGAUGGAAUUACUCUGAUCAGCAAAGAUGAAGCCUCGGGAAGCUCUGUCACAGCUGAGGAAGCCAAAAAGGUACUGAGGGAUAACUUCCUGUCUCUAGAUGAAUUACUGCUGUGGGCACUACUUCCUUGA